GAAUGUAUUAACUAAAGAAGAAGCACUACCAACAUCGGACAAGGAUGAAAUUAAAGUAGAGGUAGAGCAAACUACCCUUCGUUUUAUAGAUUUGGCAAGACAAAUGGAAGCCUUUUUUCUACAGAAAAGAUUCCUUUUAUCGGCCUUAAAACCUGAGAUGAAUGUUAAGGAAGACAUUAGUGAACUUAGAUUAGAGUUAGAAAGAAAAGAAGAGUUACUUAAGAGACAUUAUGACAAAAUCCAAGUAUGGCAGAAUUUGUUAGCUGACUUACAAAGUUGUUCAAAGAGCCCAGCACAAGGCAGUGCUACACCAGGCGGAGGUUCAAAACCACCAUCACCUCUGCCCAGUAUCCCUGGUAACCAGACAUCCAAUCAGAUUAUGCCAAAUAUAUCAGCCACUAUGCAACAGCAGCUACAGCAGCAGCAGCAGCAGCAGCAGCAGCAGCAGCAGCAGCAGCAGCAGCAGCAGCAGCAGCAGCUGCAGCAGCAGCUACAACAACAACAACAACAACAACAACAACAAUAA
Psylliodes chrysocephalus is the source of this 526-nucleotide messenger RNA. Lineage: Eukaryota; Metazoa; Arthropoda; Insecta; Coleoptera; Chrysomelidae. The record is from the annotation of a GenBank genome assembly.